CUAAUAACCUAUAUUCCUUGCACAUGCUAUGGUACAAGGAGACUCAGCUACGUAUAACUGCAAUAAAAAUCACUGCAGCUAUAAGUUCACCCCCUCCUCACGUUUACUGUGAGGCUCCUCCAUAGCAAUGAAAAAAACAGGGAUGGACUUAUUGGUAAGCUUAGAACAUGGCUGCUAUAAAUUUAGGUGAUAGGUUUCAUAUCUUUUCAUGCUAUAGCUAUUCAAUAAAUUACUUCUGGGAGUUUCUGGCUAUGUUAAGUGCCACAAUUGGCAUACAAGCCCAAGGACAUGCCUACAAAGAUAGGGGGGUCUUGCCACAUUUCGGAGAGUAUUGAGUUUAGUUAUCGUGUUUAAGGUAUCAUCACCCAAUGCCUAUAAACAAUGCAGAAAGGCUGUUCCUUCCCUAUGCUCACUAUAUACUAAUUUUCAUAACUUGAUUGGUAGAUAUCAAAUGAAUGUUGACAAAUAUGAUUAGAUUAUUUUAUGAUUAAAUUAUUUUAAAGAUUUAUUAGUCAUCUUGAUUUGUUGCUUAUGUGUCAGACGGGGAAAUCUCUUGUCUUUGUUUAGUUCAGAGGAUGUGUGUCAUUUUAUUGUAAAAUGGGAGGAGGCCUCUAUUAAUAAGCGCAGGAAACAUUUAUACAAAUUACAGGCGGAAAAAAAAUGAAUAACCAGAAACACGAAGACAGGCGAUGGAAUAUAUGUUGCAGUGAGAUCUCUGUGGUGACUGGUGGGGAAAAAAAGUAUUUUUUUUUUUUUUUUUAAGUUCAUCAACUGUAAAAUCUAAUUUUCCAUAGGUCCCAGAGCCUAGUUUGUCUUCAUAAGCGCAUUAAGAAUUGAUUUGUUUGAAAAAUGGACAAUGGUUUGCUCUUCGACCGCUGGUAAGUUAUGUAGUCUUUUUUUUUUUUUUUUUAAUGUUAUGCUUAGAGUGUUAAAUGUAAAUUGUGCACAGAUGUUGAGAUUAAAUCCAUAAAAUUAACUUUAAAAAUAUAGAUCUAGUCGACUAGUAAAUCCAAUGGAUUUGUAAAAUUUCUGGGAUUAUUUACUAAACCAGAACUUUGCAAAAUUAGGGAGCUUGCAAAUUGCAGACCAAAUAUCAUGAAAUUUGCAAAGCCACUGUCAAUGCUCCACAAUUCUUGGCUGUUGAAUUCAUUCCACUAAUGUGAACUCUAAGAGGUUCAGUAUUCACAUUUUAAUUAUAUCUGGGUCCAAUCCUAUCAGUGUCUUUGCAAAGUUUUGUUAUCAAGUAUAUUCUAAUAAUUGCUUAAUUAUGGUCUCUAACAGCUCAGUUGCAGUGUUUUACUGUUGUAACUUUAUGGCAUUCUUUCAUCAAUUUUUAUUAUGACAAAAUAAAUUAAGAUAACAUAAUCAAAUUCUCUUGAAUUCUGGAUCAAGUGACAACAAACCUGUAUACUUAUUUACUGUCCCACAUUCCCAUAAUACUAUUGGAGAACAGCCAAAACAAGCUAUCUUCUCUACAUAUCAUAUCAAAUGGACCUUUCUACUGCAUGUACUGUUUGAAAAAAAAACCCCCAAAAAACAUAGACCCUUCCCAAUGCACUCAUCUGUUCAGUCAUAGACUUUAAACAUGAUUUAUGUUGAUGGAAAAUGGUUGCAAGUGAAUCUAUUGCAAUAUUACCAUUAGCCCAAUCACAAGCUUCUCAAUCUUUGCAAGGCAAUUGCUGGUCUCUUUUGUUUAGUUCCACAGAGCUAAAUGACCAAAAAGUAACAGGACCUGUGGUCGGAUUGAUAGCCAGGGAAAUGUAAAAAGAUUUUUUUAAAAAACAAACAAACAAAAACCACACACUUUCAUGAAUUAAGUAUUUCAACAAGCUUUACGUGCUUUGAGUGUUCCUUUAAACGUAGAUUGUACAUGUUUGUCCCAAUGAAAAUUUUUGGACUAUUUUCCAGAAUUCUCUGACAAUUAUUAUAUUUCAGUGAGGAUUAACUUGUAGUGUUAAUAACUAUUUGCACAUUGUAUCUGCUUGGUUUUACAAUACUGAGGUUUGAAUUUUUUUUCCAAAAUUUUUUUUUUUCUUUACCAGUGGUUCUAAUGCCGCCUUAAAGAUCUCAGGAGCAAACUGGGGACAAGAGAUGUAUAUCGGAUGGCAGCCAAGUCCUAUGUAAAUCUUGUGCAGUGAUAUGGCAAAUGUCACAGAGGAGAGUGUGGACAGCAACUUUACAAACUGUACAAUUGACCACACUAUACACCAGACUCUGUUCCCGGUGGUGUACGUUGUUGUACUUAGUAUUGGUCUUCCAGCAAACUGCUUCUCUUUGUACUACGGCUAUUUACAAGUCAAGGCCAAGAACGAGCUUGGCAUAUAUCUGUGCAAUUUAACAGUGGCUGACCUGCUUUAUAUUUUCUCUCUGCCAUUUUGGCUUCAGUAUGUUCUACAGCAUGACAACUGGACUUACAAUGAAGUCAUGUGCAGGAUCUGUGGUGUACUCCUUUAUGAGAACAUCUACAUUAGCAUUGGAUUUCUUUGUUGUAUCUCCAUUGACCGGUACCUUGCCCUGGUCCACCCUUUCAGGUUCCUUCAACUGAGGACAAUGAAGGCUGCUCUUGUGGUUAGUUCGAUAAUUUGGCUCAAGGAAAUAAUGACCAGCUACUUUUUCUUCACCCAUGGAGAAUUCAGUAAGGAUCCGGAUAGCCACGUUGUGUGCUUUGAACAUUAUCCCAUGAAAGAAUGGGAACACAGUAUCAAUUACUAUCGAUUCUUUGCUGGAUUUCUUCUCCCCAUUUUCCUACUGCUAUUUUCUUACUGUCACAUUUUCAAAGUGGUUCGAGAGAGCCAAGGAACACAAACAAAGAAAAAAAUUCAAAUCAAACAUUUAGUUCUUAGCACUGUUCUCAUAUUCAUGGUCUGCUUUGGUCCAUAUCACAUACUGGUGGUUAUUCGAAGCUUGUUUGAGAAAGACUGUGUAUUUGCUGCAAGGAUCUUUAAUGUCUACCAUUUCUCCCUGCUUCUCACAAGCCUAAACUGUGUGGCCGACCCGGCAUUGUAUUGUUUCGCCAGUGAGAACACUUACAAAGACUUCAUGAAGUUUAAAGAAUCUUGCUUAGCAUUUUUAAGCUGUCAAAAGGUAACAAACCGAUCCUAUGAGUUAAAGCGUGUGGAAACAAACAGUGAAGAGAAUUGCAAAGCAAAGAAUGUGACUGGCAGGGAUGAGACAUCUUUGACAUCUGUGCUCUGUGACCACAAGGUAUCUGUUAUUGAAUCAACAGGAAAUGGAAUGGAUUAAUAUCCAAAUCUAUAUCCCUGUCAAAAAGAACUCUGAGUUUUUUUGUACUCAACUUGUGUGUUUUACAGAAAAACAUGUAACAAUUUUACUUUAAGCAGAUAUUUACCAUUUUGUUAUUGCAAAGAAAAAUAUAUUUUGUGUUGUGCCACUUGCCUCUAACGCAAAAAUUGUGAAUGUGUUUUCUUCAGAGAUUACUUGUUUUUAAAUCUUAGAGUACUUCAUUCUAAGAUCAAAACACAUGAAAUGAGAACAUCACAUAUAGGAUUCCAAGAGCCAGCAAGACUGUCCAAUUUAUAACUAGUGGAACAUGACCAAAUAUUGAGUGUUUGUGCUUGCAUUUGAUAGUGUUUUGAUCUAUUGGUGCAUUCUGCAGUGGUGAACUAUGCCAGCACCACUAUGCAUACUUGGAAUGCUGACAAGCUAAAUUUUUGCAGCCAUGACUAUUGAUGCUCUAAUUUGGAACUUUUAAUUAAAGAAAGAACAAGAGCAAGCUGGCAUAGGUCACACGAUUGCUGUAUUGACAGCACUAAACUACAUCACACAAUCAAUGUCUCUUUAAAUGUGGUCUUUGGAUAAUUCCAGUUGCCCCUCUCAGAGAGAUCUGACCACAAAUCAGGACAGAGUCUAGUUGGUAAAAUAAAAACAUACAAACAUAAACUGCAUUAUUAUUCAGAAAACAUUUUUGAUGUAUUGACACGAGGGGUAACAGUAAAUAUCAGAGCGCUGAAAAGCAAUUUGCAAAAUUCAGACUAGAAUAGUAAUAGUAGUAGAAGAGUUGGAUAAUUUUUACUGAUCAAUGUUAACUCCCUAUAGUACAGUGUUUUGCAAAUAAUCCCAGUUUUUUAUUUACUAAACUGGGUAUUGUAGAAAAUUUCCCCCAAAAUAGCUAAACAAUAAAAAUGAUUGCUAGAUUGGAUUAUUUCCUGAUUCAGAUUUGCCCCAAAAUGUUAAUUUUCACCUGACAAUGUUCUACAAUUCCCAUUUUAGUGACUGUAGCCAAGCCCGGACUGGCCAUCGGACACACCAGGCAAAUUCCCAGUGGCCCGCGUUGGUCAUGGGCCGAGGCCGGCAGGGGUGGUCACAGGACCUCCCCGGCCGGUCCAUGCAGGGCCUGCCCUAUCCAAGCGCCGGCCUUGCAGUAUUCCAUGACGGGCAGGUGGGGAGAUCAAAGAUCUCCCUCACCGGCCCACUUGCAUAGACAUGCGGCUGGGGAUGGAGGGAUAGAGGACCCAGCAGAGCUCUAUCUUGCAGCUCCGCUGGGGUCCUCUCGCGAAAUCUGGAGCGUUGCCAUGGAUAGUGAACUCAAGCCCCACAGGCUAGAGUACACUCACCAUGAGCACUACCAGGGAUGGCAGCACUGUCCCCCCUCCAAUGCUAAAGUAAGAAUGGAGGGGGGUAUAAUGCCUCACACACACACACUGCACCCCUCACACAUACACACAGAAGCCCCCACACACAAUACUUCCAAACACACACAUAUAUAUAUAUAUAUAUAUAUAUACACACACACACACACACACACACACACACACACUACAACAUCCCCUAGCCACACAUGCAUUACAUUACACCACAAACACAAGACGACUAAAACUGACAUUAUUACACAAUACCACACCACGAUAUGCUCACUCUACACACACGCAAUCCCACAAGCAGGAUCCAAACACAUGCACAAUACUCUUUCCUGGCCCUUUUGUCUCCUGGUAUCACAUUUAUAGAGACACCAGAGACAAGUUGCAAGGAAACACAGUGCAAGCAUGUUAUUAAAGUUGCUUGCACUGUGCAGAACAAAUACAGGGAUUUUUUCUCAUGCUAGAGCUCUUCAGCAGAGCUCUAUGCAUGGAAGAGCAUUGAACAAACAUGCUCACUUUGAGAGGGGGCGUGUUUGUCAUUGGUGAUGACAAAACACACCCUCUCUCCCCGCCCCCUUCUUAAUGAGCCGCUGUGAUUAAAAAAUGCCCAGGCCAAUUUUUUUCCCCAGUCCGGCCCUGACUGUAGCCCACAGUGCUACAGUUUUUAUUAAUAAACAUGCAACAAAAUAUUGCUUUACAAUCAAACAUUGUCUAUUUAAUCUGUUAUAAGGGUGUUAAUUUCAAUAGUCUUUAUUUUGCCAUUAUUAUACAUUUGUUUUGAUGCUAGAAAUGCAUAAUUUAUUAAUUCUAGAAAUAUAUAUAUAUUUAAAAAUUUUUGUACAGGAAAAAUAUUGUUCUUAUUAUAAUUGUGGUUAAGACAGGUCCCAUGGCAGGCGCCGUUUGUGUGUGUGAGAGAAAACACUAAAUAAUGUUUAUAUUUAUUGCCUGGAAUAUUGAACAUGAAGACAGGAAAUUGCAGAGGUGUCUAGACUAAUGACGACUAACAUAAGAAGUGCAGCUAUUUUAAAAUUACAUUUCCUAUGAUGCUCAGCCAAUGCUUGGGCAUGUGCAUGCAAAAUUAGCCACCAGUUGUCUAAAAUGACUAGAUUUAAACCAAACUGGCAAAUAAAGUUAGCCAUUUAUGUAAUGAAUUGUCACAAUCAGAGCUAAUAGUGUUUUCAUCUCUAGACCAGGCAUCUUAAAUUAUGUCCCUCCACAUGUUGCCGAACUACAACUCCCAUGAUUCUCUAGCCAUCUACUGCAUUCAAGUAAUUAUGGAAGUUGUAGGCCAUCAACAUUUAAGAUUCCUGCUCUAAUCAAUGAGACCUGUUGACCUGACAAUCCUCCAAAGCAACCAAGUCAGAUUCCUUGCCUCCACACUUGGCAGUUGCUGGCCAAGUUAGUUGUCAGCUCGUUGUUGCAAUGUUUAGUAAUUAAGCAAACUCCGUAUAGAGAAAUCCUAAAAUGAGUUGGUGAUUGGUACAAGCAAGACAUUUUGUGAUACUUCCAUUAACGAUAGAUUACAAACUCAUUGGGGGUACCGUAUAAUGAGCAAUUAUGGGGCAAAGUUCUAAAAGUGGAAAAUAUUAGAAUGAAAACAGGAUGUUCUUACUUAUUUUCCAAAUUUAGCACUGUGUCAC
Messenger RNA from Pelobates cultripes (western spadefoot toad), 6238 nucleotides. The record is from the annotation of a GenBank genome assembly. NCBI's taxonomy places the organism in Eukaryota, Metazoa, Chordata, Amphibia, Anura, Pelobatidae.